GCCAGCCCGAGUCAGCCCGAGCCAGCCCGAGCCAGCCCUUGUGAAGCCAAGUCAGCCCGAGUCAGCCCGAGCUGAGUCAGUCCGAGCCAGGUCGAGCCAGCCCUUGCCGAGCCAGCCCUUGCCGAGCCAGCCCUUGCCGAGCCAGCAUGUCGUUCACGGCGGAGGAUCUCAACAAUGGGCAGCCGCACUGCGCGGGCAGCAAGAAGAAGAGCGGCUUCCAAAUCACGAGCGUCACCACGGCCAGGGCGCACAGCAACAGCGCCGGGGACGACACCGAGGUGAGCUUCGACCUGGAGGACGACGCCUCCACGAAGACCGAGGAGCUCGGCGGCUCCUGCUCGGACAUCUUCGACACGCCCGCCGCCUGCGCCGAGAUGAUUUUCCUCCCCGCGGCCGACGAGACGGAGCAGAGGGCGCCCGCGGAGCCUGGAGAUCGAGGGACGCCUGCGGCGGUGGAGUCGGGCGACGGUGGUGACUGUGGCGGUGAUGUUGAGGAGGUUGAGCUGCCUGCUGCUGCUGCUGCUACCGCUACCUCGGCGGUGUUCAGACCCGACGGUGGGGCACCCGCCGUGGAGGUUGUGGUCGGUGGACACGUUGAGCAAGCGAGCUCGCAGAGCAACCAAGCUUACGGUCAUCAUCAGCAGCAGCAGCAGCAGUCUCAGUCUCACCUGCAGCCGCAAGCCCACGCGACUCCGCACGGCUGCAAUUCGCGAUUCCGCGUCGUCAAGCUGGUGGAGAAGGAGCCCUUCAAGAAGGGCCGCUGGAACUGCACGGACUUCUACGAGAAGGACAAGGAGGUGGUGGGCCAGGGCCAGGCCUCUGCCCUGGCCCACCACGACGCCUGCUCCGUCGUGUCCCGGGAGAACGUCGCCUUCUCCGGCCCGGUGGCGUCCCUCCACGCCUUCGACAGCCAAGCGUACGGGCAACACCACAACCACCAACAGCACCAACAACAGCAGCAGCACCACCACCAGCACCCCCAGCAAUGCGACCCUCUCGGCGGCGAGAGCGUCCACCGGACGGGCCGGGACGUGCCGGCCUCGUCCUGCGUCCAGAGCCAGCCGGGUCUGGCGCCUCUCGCGGUGGCACGCCCGGGACUGCCGGGUUUCACUCAGGGCUACUACGAAGCUGCCGCGCCAGCGCCCAGCCAGGCGGCUGGCGGCGCCGGCGGCAACGCGUUACCUGCGGGCAACGGGGGCGGUGGGUUCUUUGAGCAGCAGCAGCAGCAGCAGUUGGGCAUGCCGGGUGCUCCUCCAGGCAUAGGUUGGGCUCCGGACAAUCUGCAGAGCGUGGCUGCCUCAAAUGUGGGCAGCGAGUCCCUGUUGCAGGCUGGCCAGCAGCAGCAGCAGCAACAACAGCAGCAGCAACAGCAGCAGCAGCAGCCGUUGCAAGUUCCGCAGCAGGGAUAUGGGAUCUGCCUCGUGGAGGAAGGGACUGACAACCCUCAGCUUCAGCAGGCCCUUGGAUUCCACGGCGGUCUCUUAGAUCAGCAGAUGGAGCAGCAGCAACAGCAGAUUCCCUCCUUCGGCGUUCAGAUGCAGCCGCCGCAGCUGCCGCCACAAGCGCUGUUACCGAAUUUGGCCGAACUGCAGAUGAGGGCCAAUUCUCCGCAUCCGCCGGUGCUUCUGCAGCAGCAGCAGCAGCAGGCCUGGCAGCAAAAAAUGCCGCCGCAUCCUCAAACAACGGACGGCAAUUUCCUCCAGCAUUCGCUGGCGUCGGCGGCCCACAAGCCGGCGUCGCCGAUCGCGCACGGGUUCCCCGCGGUGCCGAAGAGCCCGCCGAGCGCCGUCACGCAGCAGCUGAAUUCCGUGCUGGCGCAGAUGCACUCGUCGCAGGGCCAGCAGCAGUUCAUGGCGCAGAACCCUCACCUGCGGCCGCUGGGCACCGCGUCGCAAGCCGGCCCGGACCCCCCCCAGCAACUUGCGCCGAACUUUCAGCAGCAGUCCGGUCAGAGCGCGGGGAGGGCGACGCAGUCCCCGACGCUCGCGAGCGUCGGGGGCCCCCUCCCACCGCCCGGGCCCCCCCCCAAUGCCCACGUCCUCGCGCAGCCUCCGCCGGUGGCUCUGGGCUUCGAUAACAUCGUGUCGAACGUCCACGCCGGCGGCGGCUCCUCGGGCGAACCCGCCGGCGUCACGUCCCCGCUGCCCGUCGCCCUCGCCCAGACGUUCAACGUCGCCUUCGCGGACGCGGCGCGGCCGGAUGUCGCGGCGCUUCUGCCGCCGCCGCCGCUGCCGCCGGCGGGAGCCGCGGGUGCCGGUCGGUACCUGCUGGGAUCGGCCGGCGUGCUGCCUCGGCCGGAAGGCCGCCACCACCACCAGCAGCAGCAGGCGGGCGCGGCGUUCGCGGAACCGUCGGCCGCUGGCGGAGGAGCGGACGGUGCGGCGGUGGCGAUGCCCUCCUCUGGUGUGGCUCAAGGUGCGGUGGGGACGGCUGAAGACGACAGCUCCCCCGGAACCAGCAUGGUCGCUAUUGACAACAAGAUCGAGCAAGCGAUGGACCUGGUGAAGUCGCACCUGAUGUUCGCGGUACGCGAGGAGGUGGAGAUCCUCCGCGAGCAGAUCAAGGAGCUCGUGGAGAAGAACAGCCAGCUGGAGCAGGAGAACCAGGCGCUGCGCGGCCUCGCCAAUCCCGAGCAGCUGCAGGAGCUGCUGAGCCAGGUCCCGGACUCCACCCCACCACCAGCCGCCGCCGGCGACGGCCAGAACGGCGGCAACAACGGCGGCGGCGCCGGGCCGCCGCCGCAAGGCAACGCGGUGCCGUCGGCCUGAGCCCGGAUGCGUGGGGGCAGCGACGGAGGGUCGUGGCGUGGCCCACCCAGAUGGGGCCUCCACCGUCACCGCGUCACCGCCACUGAUAGAGAAUGGCGUUGCCUCAUCGUGGCGUAAAUAUAGAGGCGAAGCGACAUGGUGGACAUGAAUGAGGGAUGGCGACACGGGGCAGAGCUGUAGGUUCGAGAUACAGAGGUCGCCAUGUGGAGAUGGAGGUGUAAGAGAGCUGUGGGCAAAAGGCAAAUAUUGAUUUAGGGUGACAGCGAGAUGACGACAAUAUGUUCAGAAUGGGGUGGCCUUUCUCGCCAAACAAAGCCCGGUAACCCGGCAGCAUUCGUUCAACAAGCUCAUGCCCUGCUGAUGAGACCCAAGAAGGGUCGCAAACCAGUGCAGAGUUUUACGCUCAAAAACAACCGCCGCUGGAUAAUGUCAGUUGGCGGAGGCGAUGGGCCGUUUGUGCGCGUGCAGACGCGGGACGGAGUACCGGCCUGCGCUUGGCUCUCGCCGAAGAGAGAGAGAGAGAGAGACAAGAGAGAGAGUGUCCCGGGGAUGAGAGGCACGGACGAGCGGUCACGUGACCGGCCUUCGCGAGGUCACACGACGCCGUGCGACCGCCUGUAACGCGUGCGACGUUUCACGUGGCACGCGGCCGGUUCGUCGCACGGCGCCGCAAGAAAAAUGCAGCAGGGGAGAAUCCCCGUCGGCUUUAAAGCAUGAAAUGUGUGUGCCGUUCAUCUCUUUCUCUCUCCACGGUUUUAAAAAUGAAUGCACCCCGACUACUGCCGGUGCUGCUGCUGCUACUGCCGCGUCUGCUGCUGCUGCUAUGACUGCGAUCGUCACAAGGCGGCGACUUUGAAAAGUUGCGAUGGUUUUGGGGCGGACAUUUGCAAUUGACGUGGCGCGUUGCGUGUGUGUUAGUAUAUAUAUAAAUAUAUAUAACGUAAGGGUUAUCACUGCUUCGACAGCCGCAGGGCUGUCCGGUUCAGUCGGACACGUGGGGUCGACUGCGCCGUUUUCCCGCGGCCCGUGACAUCACGGGGGUCGCGAGAGUUGGCGGCGGCUGAUUGGCUGUUGGGGAGGUUCUCCAUCGCUGAUUGAUGACGACGAAGAUGACGAAUGGACGCCGCCGUGAAGUUCUGGAGAAGGGCGUUUUUUGAAUCGACGUUGUUCAGAUUGGAAUAACCUCGUCAAGGUGCAAUCCUAUGUAUUAUGAUGAUGAUGAUGAGAUCGGUAAAUGUAUAUUUUGUAUUUUAUUUCAUGGUCUCUGCCCGAAACGGGAGGCGAACCCCAGCAGAGAUUUGGCUAUCGUGUAAACCCCCCCCACCCCCCCCACCCCCCCCAACACAACUCUUUGAACGACUCGGCAAACGUUACCGAUAAGUAAAAGUCAUACGUGGCGGUUUGCCGUGGCGGUGUUUGUUACGAGGGUGUAGGAGAGGCCGCCCUUGCGAUUGCUCCAGACUGAUGGGGUUGGUUGUACGUCGACCGCCGCGCUGGUGCAAGGGCCGCCCGGACCCGUGGGCUCGUGCUGGUGGAGGGUUGCCGCCUUUGACCUCUGACCUGCAGAACAAACACCGGGGCGGUCGUAGGCACCCCGACUCGUGCGGUUGGCUCAAACGUGGCCACCGUGCAGGCCCGCGGAGCUUCGGCGCAUUGCUGUGGGGGGGGGGGGCCCGCUUCCGGCCGGCUUCUCGCUUGUCUGUGGGUUUUCCCCGCGCCUCUGAAUCCUAACGGGAAAAAAAAAUAUCGCGCAGCGCGUUUGCACGUCCGCGCUGUUCGCAAAUAAUGCGGGGCGGGGCGGGGGGGGAUGGGGGAGAAAUUCGUGCAGCUGGCAAAAAACAAAUGUUUGAAUCUUCCGCGGAAGCCUUACAGAUUUCCCCAUGACAGCAGCUUAACUAUCCUCCUUCCUCCUCACGCUCAAUCCACCCUGUCCCUCUCGCUCUCUCGACUCCUGCGCCCCCCUUCGCCCGAACAAUCUUCCCCCCUCCGCAUUAAGCGGCCACCUUUGCUCACGAAGCUUCCGCUCCUCGCUCACAACUCGCACGCGUUGUUCCCUAGCUCCCCUUAAUCUCCACGUCAUAACCACCACCGGCACUGUUCCCUCUUCAUAUUCUCAUUACACGGCUUUCACUCAUUUAACCCCAUUCAUGAAUGCAAUCCAUUCGUCAUCAAUUUCGCUUUCACCGAAUUCAUGCAUCAUCACGGAUUUGCCCCCCUCCCCCCACCCCCCAUUGCUUCCUCUCAUCUAUUUCAUUCACACCUCAUCUCACAUUCAUACGUCAUACCAUUGGUAAUUAUUUGUAAAGGGCCUUGAACAAGGAGCCAUGUAAGUUAUUUUAAGAUAAGAUAAGGUUAAUCCUUAGGAAUACCAGGACAGAUGGCAACCCAACCCACGUGCUGUCUACCUCAUCGCCUUGUCCCGUCGCUUCUGCCUGUGACAUUACCGUAGCGAGCGGAGCGCAGAAUCCAGAUGUACAGACCGCCGGCGGUGGAUGAACACGUCGGCGAAUUCGUUAGAGGGGUUUUUUUUUUUCUUCUUCUAAAUUGAAAUUUGGGACGUGAAAUAUUACAAUCGAUUUUCACAAUUUUUACUUUUCACAAUUUACAUUCGCUAUUUUUCAUUGGCCUUUUGGCCAAGCCGCCCGCAAUGCGCCCCCCCGGUCUCGACAGAUCCCCGCUUGGGCCUGGUGAGCGCUCGGUGCGGGGUGACCGCCACGCACGGCAGAGCAUCGUGGGCAGCGCGGAAACAAAAACCAACAAAUACGUUGCUGUACUGUACUCGUACACUCGCACAUUUACACUCCCUGCCUCCAUAUACCCGCCAGUGCACGGCCCACGCGUGGCAAAGUAUGGUCAAGUUUGCCCCCCUCGUCCGGCGGUGGAUUUGCGAUGCAAAGGUACCAUGGAUGCCUAACGCCACGAAUCGUGUCGGGACGUUUUUAUUUUUUAUUUUUUAAAGCUAAAGAAAACGGCGAUUUCGUAUCUGGAGCAAAGAUUGCGCGGGCUCAACGUGCCAUCUAGAGUCGAGUCACGCCCGCAGGAGGAGCGUUCACGAGCCAGAGUGGAGCGGCUAAAAUAAUCCUCAUCGACGUGGGUAGAAGCGGUCGUCCCCACGGCAAGGGGUCGGCGCCCCGGUCGGGGAAUGUGGAAUUUCGAUCAUCGUUUCGAACUGCGAGGGAAUGGCGAUGGCUUGGGGGGGAGGCCUUCAUUCAGCGGUGGAUUGAUCACGGCCGACGACGACGGUGGUGGUGAUGAUGGUGAAGGCUCAGUAGUGGUGGCUAUGCACGUGGCCUGUAAUCCAGCACAGCGGAGGCAGCGCGGGGGUUGGCAGAUCGCACAAGUGCGUCGAUGAGGUGCCAUAUCUUGACUCGCCAGGAGGCGGCGGUACGGCAAUUGCGGACUGCAACCUGUUCCAUCCGUACGGGAUAGAGUGUUUCCCCCUCGCACGCGUGUGGGUUUACUCCCGGGUGCUCCGGUUUCCUCCCACACGGAAGCGCUCGUCGAUUGGCACGAAAGAAACUCAAAUGUACAGGUUGCGUAAAAAAAAAAAUGUUAACACUUACAUGGGGCUAUCGUUUUUUAAUGGGAAAAGAACGGAUAAUACACUGGAACAUGAUGACAAAUGUUAUGUUUAAAAAAGUCAAAGAGUCUCCCACUUGUUCGCCAUCAUUGUCAACACACGCCUGGAAUUUCCUCCAGGCGGUCUCCAGAGCCCGAGGCACAUUUCUCGUGGUGUCGUUGCAAAUUCUCAGAAGUGUUCACAUUUUAUUUUUUAAAGCACCCCAGCGUAGAGGGCUGCAGAGCUUGGAGCGGGUUGAAGUUGUUGGCGCUGGCUCACCGCGUCGCUGCCGCCUCUCCGUGGCUUGAGUCGUUCGCUCAACCUGCUCGGCUCUCAGGAGCCAUUCGUUGAGCGAUAGAAAAGAAAGCACAUCACGUUUUCUCCGUGCCAAUAUUUAACAAAGUGCGCUCUCUUUAGCCUCUGAUAAGCGAGAGAUAUUUUUGACCAGUGCCAAGCGAUAAAAGAAUUGUUAAAAGGAUUUGGUGUUGGGGUGGGGCGGGAGGGGGAGAGGUUUUGUGCAAGUUCCCACCCACCCCCCCCCCCCCCCCCCCCCCCCCCCCGAUUAACAAGUAGGCGACAUUGCACCAGCCGAUGCGACCGAGUGCCAACGUUGGCCGGACGUUUGCACGUUUACUGGGAAAUGCUGUCAGUAUUUCACGCAAUCUCUAUGUACCGUAGCUUCACACGUACACACACACACACACGCAUAAUCUAUUUUUUAAACUGUUCAAAAACAACUGGUCCAAAAAUUGCUGAGUGUUGGUGACAAUGUAAGAUAAUACGUUUGCUAUGGUUUGGACACAUUUCGAGAAUUGAUACCAGAAAGGAAAGUGAUAAGUACCGGGGUGCCAUGGUGGCGAGAUGUUGACUACCUCGCCUGGUAUACAGGAGGUCGUGGGUUCGAUCCCGACCCUGACACCUGCUGCUGCUGCUGUAUAUUUGGAGUUGGCGUGCUCUCC
Petromyzon marinus (sea lamprey) is the source of this 7286-nucleotide messenger RNA. RefSeq lists its product as uncharacterized. Gene Ontology annotation, cellular component: nucleus; cytosol. Gene Ontology annotation, biological process: positive regulation of cell population proliferation; negative regulation of apoptotic process; regulation of transcription by RNA polymerase II. The record is from RefSeq and is a predicted model, not a curated record. Lineage: Eukaryota; Metazoa; Chordata; Hyperoartia; Petromyzontiformes; Petromyzontidae.